AUGGUGGCUCAACUGCUAGGACUGGCCGUUCUAUAUCUAACUACUAGUCUGGUCACUUUUGGGGCAAAUGGCAUAUCUUUGUAUUGUCUCCCUUCUCCAGCCCUGCAGAUCAACCCCAAUGGUGAGGUGGUGUACCAGGACGCCAGAGUGUAUGGAGUAGUGGCCAAAGCCGUGAUCCUGGAGUGCGGUCCCACUUUACCUGAUAUUUAUAUAUGGAGCUUCACCAAACCUGGCACUGAAGCCAUAAAAGCUGUAGUGUUUAAUGUAGGACAAGGACCGAGGAUUCAGAAGCUGGCUGAGACGCUGGGACAGCUGACGGUCAUCUCAAACAGUGCAGCUGUAAGCAUUGAGAACCUGGCUCUGGCUGCACAUGGCUUAUUCACUUGCCAGGCUUUCUAUGACAUAGAGAAUGAGGCCAAAGUCUACUACUACUACGUGCACCUCGUUGUCCGAGUCCCUGUCACUAAGCCUUACCUCUUGCUGAGUGAUGUAUCUCCAGUGGAAGGAUCUACAAUGUGGAUGCGCUGCAAUCUGGAAAAUGGGACUGGACCAAUCCAGUAUGAGUGGCAACACGAGACUCGCAGCGGCAACAUCACAAUCAUUGCACAGGGCAACAAUAGCAUUAUCAAUGUGACUGACGUCAACCGCAACCACACCGGCUGGUACCGCUGCGUGGCGAGCAAUGCUGUCAACAGUGAGAGCUCUAACCGCUUGUGGCUGGACACCAUUUAUGGCCCAGACAUUCCUAAGAUAGACGUGACGCCGUACAGUAUAACAGAGCGGGGUUAUUCAGCUCUGGAGAGAGAGACUGUAUCUUUGCUGUGUCAGGCUCAGUCCAAUCCAGCCAGUCAGUACGUCUGGUUCUACAACAACUCCCAGGUCUACACCGGACCGCAGUACACCAUCAUCAAGAUCCUCCGCAUGCACACGGGCGACUAUGCCUGCUUGGCUCAGAACACCUACCUUAACACCCGCUCCAAAAAAACCAUCAGCCUUACCGUCUACUAUCCACCUGAUGGCUCCCCUUCCUGUUCUGUGGAGCCGGCUCUGAAUCACACCUCUCUGAGGUUGCUGUGCUCCUGGCCUGGUGGAUUCCCCUCCCCUUCACUCCAAUGGACUGGAGACCUGAUACAUGCCAACACAGGGCAGCAACCCAGUUCAGCCUCCAGCACUGCCUCCAUCUUGCUGCCUUCUGGAGGCCUGAUUUCUGACAGUUUGUUUACAUGCAUGGGCUCCCAUCUUGCCCUGAAACAGUCAACACAGUGUACCACACACACAUAUAUUCCCCCUGCAGAGCCAGUGUGUUUUGCUUAUGUGACCAGUGACAAACCGUAUCUGAUGCUAUCCUGCUCCUGGGAAGGAGGGGCUCCAAAAGCCUUGGUGUGGUGGGAGGGCCCGGCGGGCCAGGGCAAAGGUGGAGAAGAAAACUCCAACAUCCUGAUCCUCCGCUAUGGCACAGCUCGUGGUGGGAAACCUUACACCUGCCAUGCUAAACAUCCACUUCUGGUCCAAACCAAGACCUGCAAUGUCACACUGGAGGCCCCUGUGCUGCAGACGCAGCGCAGAGUCGUGACUGUGUAUGAGGGGAGUGACGUCCAGCUUACCUGCAGUCUGAGAACCAACUAUCUUCCUGUCAAUGAAAUCACCUGGUUUAACAAUCAGGGUGUUGGUGUCCAGGACACCUCAAAGUACCUGCUUCUGAGAACGUCUGCAUGGGCCAAUCUGACUGUGAGGGACACAGAUGAAACUCAAGACAGCGGCGAGUACAGGUGCUCCACUUCCAACGCGGUGGGAGGAACUGAAAUCAACGUCACUUUAGUUGUCAAUAAGCACCCCAUGCCACCCAAUGCAACCCUGGUCAGAGUGGUGUACAUCAACCGACAGCGUAAUGAGGUGGAGCUGGAGUGGGUGGUAGAGAAAGAGGAAGCAGGAGGUUGGACAGGUUUCUUCUUGGAGCAUCGAUGGUUGUCUGAGCGGCCGCAAAGGAAAGGAAGCAGCAAUGGUUCAAGUGAGCAAGUGAAAGAGAAGGCUGGUCCCACAGAAUGGGACCGUAAAAUCAUCCAGGAUCCAGCUGUCAGGAUUCACACAGUGGGGAGUCUGACGCCAACAGCUACCUAUCAGUUCCGCAUCAUACCGAUCAACCACCGCACUGUCGGACACCCUUCUGCUGCAAAGACUCCAGCGGAACCACACUACAAUGUGUACCCUGCUGUGAUCGGAGCAGCUAUCGGUGGGAUGCUCUUUGCAGCCAUUCUUACAGUUCUGCUGCUCAUGUACAUAAUCCGCAACCGCAACAACAAUCCUCGACUACAUGACUUGUUGUUUGGCAGGCAACACAGCCAGUCGAGAGAAAAUAUCAACUUCCCAGAGGAUGAAGUGGUCAGCAGGUCAGAGGGAGGAAUAGAGGAGACUGAUAGAUCACCCAGUCCAGGUCCAGCCAUGGCUCUGCCCCGGGCAUCGUCACCCCUCACCUCCUCACCCAUGAGUGCCACCCCCACAACUACCAGCCAAGCCCCUCCCCCAGGAGACGAUAAUGAGCCAGUCAGCGUCACCAUCACCGUCAAGGCCACAGGCUCAUAG
Messenger RNA from Archocentrus centrarchus (flier cichlid), 2580 nucleotides. It is a transcript of the gene vsig10l2, whose product is annotated as V-set and immunoglobulin domain containing 10 like 2. Bases 1 to 2580 code for a protein of 859 amino acids. The record is from RefSeq and is a predicted model, not a curated record. The transcript is spliced from 13 exons. Lineage: Eukaryota; Metazoa; Chordata; Actinopteri; Cichliformes; Cichlidae. Gene Ontology annotation, molecular function: protein binding.